AUGAAGAUCACCAAUUGUGCGAGUUUCGGCGCUCUGGCGUUGUCGCUAGCCUCGGCAGACGCUGCGUCGUCGUCGUACAACGCCCGUACGUUCUCGAGUGUCAGCCCAUCGGCCUCGGAUAUCGCCAAGCAGGCCUCCAACGCUACCACUAACCACAGAACCUCGAACGUGCAAGGCGCUGCGGCCCGUGCGCUCACCAUCAUCUGGCUCGAAAACACCGAUUACCAGAAGGCCGCCCUCGACGAGAACUUGAUGUGGCUCGCUGCCCAGGGUAUCACCUUGGACAACUACUGGGCCCUCACACAUCCUUCGGAGCCCAACUACUUGGCCUCCGUCGGUGGCGAUUACUUCGCGCUCGACGACGACCGUUUCAUCAGCAUGCCUGCCAACGUGUCGACCGUUGUGGACUUGCUAGACACCAAGAACAUCUCGUGGGCCGAGUACCAGGAGCAUUUGCCUUACUCGGGGUUCAAUGGCUUCAACUACUCCAACCAAGAGACCUUUGCCAAUGACUACGUCAGAAAGCACAACCCAUUGGCCUUGUAUGACUCCGUCAACACCAACCCAGACCGUUCCGCCAACAUCAAGAACUUCACCAUGUUCUACAACGACUUGAACAGCUCUUCUCUACCACAAUACAGUAUCAUCACUCCAAACAUGACCAACGACGCUCACGAUACCACCAUCAAGGUUGCCGGUCAAUGGGCCCGUAACUUCUUGGAGCCUUUGUUGUCCAACGAAUACUUCAUGAACGACUCGCUAGUGCUCUUGACUUUCGACGAGAACGAGACCUACUCCGUCAAGAACAAGGUUUUCACCAUUUUGCUCGGUGGUGCUAUCCCAGAACACCUACGCGGUACCUCCGACUCCACUUACUACGACCAUUACUCGCAGUUAUCUUCUGUGGAGGCCAACUGGAACUUGCCUAGUUUGGGACGUCACGACGUCGACGCCAACGUUUUCCAAAUUAUUGCCAACGCUACCAACAUCACCAACCAGGAAGUGGACACCACUUACAAAAUCAACAACGCAACCUACGUCGGUUACUUGCUCGACACCGAUAUCGCACUCCCAGCACCAAACGUUACCGCUAUUAACAAGAACGGAAAGGGUGUGCUCAAGGAUAUUGUUUCGGUAUGGUCGUCUGAAUACUCCGCCCAGAGUUCCGCUACCUACUUUACUUCUACCACCACUACCCAAUCUUCGGUUUCUUUGACCGAUUUGGCUACUUUGGUUACCGCCAAUGCCAACGCUAGCAGCAUCCAAACCAGCACUGCUUCUGGAUCUCACGGUAACUCUUCGACCUCUGCGUCUAAGGGUAACUCCUCGACCUCUGUUUCUCACGGUGGUGCGGGUGCCGUUGAAAUUACUUGGACUUCCUUGGUCGCUUUGAUGAUCGGAUCCAUCUUUGCCUAA
This is a messenger RNA of Lachancea nothofagi CBS 11611, 1416 nucleotides long. The record is from the annotation of a GenBank genome assembly. NCBI's taxonomy places the organism in Eukaryota, Fungi, Ascomycota, Saccharomycetes, Saccharomycetales, Saccharomycetaceae.